AUGUACACAAAGAUCAUCAAAGAAAUACUUUUAACAAUUCAAUUUAAGCAUAAACACAUCAAACAAUUCGUGGAGUACUGUUGUGAUAAUUUCGUUGAUACUGAAGUCGAUCGAAAGAAAGUGAAAGAACUGGAAGACGAAUAUCAUCAGCACACACCUAUUUGGUGGUAUACAACACAAAGAUUUUUAUACAGUAUGCUGAAUCGUGCAUUACGAGUGAUGGAUGGUGAAGUGAUCACAUUGAUGGGCUUUUUCAUCAGUGACCUUCAUCGACAUAUCGAAGAAUUGCACAAGCGGCAGUUUGGUGAUGCAUCAUCUACUGCUAAAUGCUGUACAGUUUACCGUGGUCAAGGUUUAACGAAGAAAGAUUUUGAUGAACUGAUGGUAACGAAGGGUGGGCUGAUAUCAUUCAAUAAUUUCCUGUCUACCAGUGAGAAUCGCAACGUUUCUCUUAUUUUUACUCCAGGAAAUCGAAAGAACAGUGAUGUGAUCAGUGUUCUAUUUGUGAUCACAAUUGAUCCAAAGCAAUCAACAACGUCAUUUGCUUCGGUUCGCCAUAUCAGUCAGUUUCCCGAAGAAGAAGAGGUACUAUUUUCGAUGCACAGUAUCUUUCGCAUAAGGGAUGUUAAGCCCAUGGAUGGAAACGAGAAAGUGUACGAAGUGGCGUUGUCAUUGACGAUUGACAAUGACGAAGAAUUGAUGGUACUUACUGAACAAAUUCGAAAAGAAAGCUUUCCAAAUACAGAGGGGUGGUCACGACUGAGUCUAGUACUCGCUGACAUAGCACAGUCAGACAUUGCUGAACGAAUCUGUCAAGUUCUAAUUGACGAAACGCCUUCUGACGACUCUGCAAGCCAUGUCUAUAAUCACUUGGGUAAGAUUAAAUGCGAGAAAGGACAAUAUGAGGAGGCAAUAGCACUUUUUCAAAAAUCUCUUGAACUUCGCUUGAUGUCAUCUUCUCCCAAUCAUCCAGAUAUGGCUUCAUCCUACAACAACAUCGGUAAUGCGUAUUACAACAUGGGUGAUUAUCCCAAGGCACUUUCAUCACAUGAACAAGCUCUCAAAAUACGGGAACAAUCACUUCCUCCCAAUCAUCCAGAUUUGGCUUCAUCCUACAACAACAUCGGUAAUGCGUAUUUUGACAUGGGUGAUUAUCCCAAGGCACUUUCAUCACAUGAACAAGCUCUCAAAAUACGAGAACAAUCACUUCCUCCCAAUCAUCCAGAUGUGGCUUCAUCCUACAACAACAUCGGUAAUGCGUAUUACAACAUGGGUGAUCACAGGACUGCUUUAUUAUUUUGUACAAAUGCUGUUCAAAUCGCUCAAAAAGUGUUACCAUUGACACAUCCUCACCUUCAAGUGAUUAAAAGAAGCUUGGAAAGAGCGAAACAGAAACUAUAA
Adineta ricciae is the source of this 1401-nucleotide messenger RNA. Lineage: Eukaryota; Metazoa; Rotifera; Eurotatoria; Adinetida; Adinetidae. The record is from the annotation of a GenBank genome assembly.